AAAAUUUGGAAAACAGAAAAGCAGCAGCUCCUACAGCCCCUCCAAGCCAAAAGCAACCAUUCUCACCAUUUUGGUAUAUAUUCUUCCAAGUUUUUAAAAAUGCAUGCAUACUUUUUUUCCUCAUGGUUGGGAUGAUCUUGUAUACACAGUUUUUUAUCUAACAGUAUUUGGUGAUCAUUUUCCUAUGCCAUUAAAUAUUCUUAGAAUCUAUUUUUAUCAGCUGUUUAAUAUUCCAUCAUGCAUCAUUGAACUAUUCAUUGAGUUUGAACGUCCUGAAGAUUUGCAGGGUCUCUCAGAGAUUGAUAUUCAGAGCUGGGGAGGGAGAUAGAGGAAGGGAAGGUGUGAGAGAUCAGGCCCACCAGUAAGGGACACAUGGGGCUGCCGGAGAUAAUCCUAUUUCAGUGUUUCUGUCCUUUCCUAGCAUCUUUGUGCCAAGGCCAGAGGAGAAAGUUGGGGACAAGCCCGGUCUUUGGCCAUGAGUUCCAAACUUUUUGUUUUGAUCUUGUCCUUCAGAAUGACAGCUACUAACUUGGCUACCCCAGUUUUAAACGGAGGCCAGAAAUUCUCCGUCGACACAGAUGCGCCCUCGGUUUCCGGAGGCUUCCUACAUGGCUUGCGUCCUGUGCCACCAAGAAUCACAGCAAGGGGAAAACGAUGCACGGCUGGAACUGCCCUCACUCGUACUUCAUAACACGAACCUCCGACUAUUCAAUUAAAACGCGCAAUCGGUGUGUCCUCGGGGGAGGAGGCGGAAGAGAAAGCGUUGUUUCUGCCUGUGAUAUGAAAUGUGGUAUAACGUAUUUCAAGACCGCAGGCAUUGUACUAAGCUCGUUACAUGUGUUGGCAUAUUUGAAUCUCCCAAUCAUCUGUAAGGGUGAAGGUUGCCGAACUGUCCCCCUGGCUGGACAUGUGGGGUUUGACAGCUUGCCCGACCAGCUGGUGAAUCAGUCAAUCAGCCAGGGCUUCUGCUUCAACAUCCUGUGCGUGGGAGAGACAGGUUUGGGCAAGUCCACCCUCAUGGACACCCUGUUCAACACCAAGUUCGAGGGGGAGCCAGCCACCCACACACAGCCGGGUGUCCAGCUCCAGUCCAAUACAUAUGACCUUCAAGAAAGCAACGUGGGGCUAAAGCUCACAAUUGUUAGCACAGUGGGCUUCGGGGACCAGAUCAACAAGGAGGACAGCUACAGGCCCAUUGUGGAAUUCAUCGACGCCCAAUUUGAGGCCUACCUGCAGGAGGAGCUGAAGAUUCGCAGGUUACUGCACAACUACCAUGAUUCCCGCAUCCACGCCUGCUUGUACUUCAUUGCCCCCACGGGUCAUUCCUUGAAGUCUCUGGACCUAGUGACGAUGAAGAAGCUGGACAGUAAGGUCAACGUCAUCCCCAUCAUUGCCAAAUCAGAUGCCAUUUCUAAGAGCGAGCUAACAAAGUUCAAAAUCAAAAUCACCAGCGAGCUCGUCAGCAAUGGAGUCCAGAUCUACCAGUUUCCUAUGGAUGAUGAGGCGGUGGCAGAGGUCAACGGAACCAUGAAUGCCCACCUGCCGUUUGCUGUCAUUGGCAGCACAGAAGAACUGAAGAUAGGGAACAAGAUGGUGAAGGUGCGGCAGUAUCCCUGGGGCACGGUGCAGGUUGAAAAUGAAGCCCACUGCGACUUUGUGAAGCUGCGGGAGAUGCUGAUCCGGGUCAACAUGGAGGACCUCCGGGAGCAGACCCACAGCCGGCACUAUGAGCUGUACCGCCGCUGUAAGCUGGAGGAGAUGGGCUUUAAGGACACCGACCCCGACAGCAAACCCUUCAGCUUACAGGAGACGUAUGAGGCCAAAAGGAAUGAGUUCCUAGGGGAGCUCCAGAAAAAAGAAGAGGAGAUGAGACAGAUGUUCGUCCAGAGAGUCAAAGAGAAAGAAGCUGAACUUAAAGAGGCAGAAAAAGAGCUGCAUGAGAAGUUUGACCGUCUGAAGAAACUACACCAGGACGAGAAGAAGAAGCUGGAGGAUAAGAAGAAAUCCCUGGAUGAUGAAGUGAACGCUUUCAAACAGAGAAAGACGGCAGCCGAGCUGCUCCAGUCCCAGGGCUCCCAGGCUGGAGGCUCACAGACUCUGAAAAGAGACAAAGAGAAGAAGAACUUUUACUGUUUUACAGUUAACUCUGCUGUUUGCUGCAUGCUGCAUGAGACCCAGGGUCCCGGCGCCUUCAUCAUUACUUUCAAAAUUAACUGAACUGCUGUGACGAGGGGAACUGUUGAGUUCACAAGCCCUGUUCUGCAGCGUCACGGUCAGCCUUGGCGCCCAGGUUUGGGAAUGUUUUGAGCCAACGGAAACUUGCUUCUCUGUUUCCCUCUGGUGGCUGUUUCUUACCUGAGGGGUUCAAGUUCUCUAAUUUCGUUUGGCCCCCAAAACUAUAAUAAAAGUGGAAGAAAAUGAAGGUUCUCAGAUAUUAUAGAAUAUUUAAUUCUACAAGUACCAGCUUCAUGAACACCUUUGAUAAGUAGGUAAGCAGGUAACCGUUGGUAAGAUGGAUUCCUCAGGGCUAGGUGUUGUGUCUGCAGGAGCGAAUACAGCAGCCCCUGGCGUCACAUAGUUUAUACGUUGGUUAUAGCGAUGAUUAAGCUGCUUCUGUCUUUUUAACUAGACUCAGGUAGUGAGUGGGGAGGAACAUAAAUAUUUUAAAUCUCACAUAAUUAGGCUUAUUACCAUUGUUAAACUUUACCAUAGAAACUUUCAAGCAGGAACGAAAGAAGAGAGAGGACAGUACAAUGCAGCCCCACGUACCCACAACACAGCCCCCAAACAACUGUCAACAUACGCCAAUCCUGUCUUAUCUGUUGCUCCAAACCGGCUGGAUUACUGCAAAGCAAAACCCAUAUCAUUUCAUUUGCAAAUACUUCAGCAUGCAUCUCUAAGAGCUCAUGACUCUUAAAAAAAAUAAAUAACGACAACGCCACCAUUAUCACACCCCCAAAAUGAACAAUUCGUUCACACAAAAUUUCUAGUCAGUGUUCAGAAUACCCCGGCUGUCUCAUAAAUGCCUUUUACAUUUGGUUUGUUUGGGUCAGGGACUAUAAAAUAUUGAGAAGACUUCUCCCCACUCACCCAUGGAAUCUACGAUUUAAACGGAGAGCCUGCUGUUAGUCACCGAACUAAUUGCUGUAGCUACUGCCCUGGGGACUUCGGGCAGCUGGCAAAACAUCCUACUUUCAGGCAAAUCCCGAAGAGGAAGUCCAUAGAGGCUUCUGAAACAUAAGGCCCGUGAAAUCGGGCCAAAGGAAACACCCCGAAAAGAACAAUGAAAUGAUUUAUUGCCUGGCUUAAAAGCAAGUCUUGGAGCCCUGUUAGCUGACUUGAAUGAAAUAGCAGGUUUCCACCUAGGAAGACUCACAACUCCGAGAGUGUCUGUCCGUGGCUGCAGUCCCAGUGCCCAGCACAGAGGCCGACACUCAGUUCAUGUGUAUUUUCUUUGGCCCCCCCCACCCCAUUUUCAAUGAGGACAACAGGAAAGUUGCAUCCUGUUCAGUUAGAUUUCAGUUAAUGAAACCCGAAUUAAUGCUCUUUGACACAAUUUGGUUCAGCUUUCCCAGAGUAAAUCAUUGGUGAUGGCCAUUGCUAAAAUGAGUCCUGGCAAAGCUAUAAUUAAAGCCAUACUUCACAAGUGAGAGGCAAUUCGCAAACAGUGGGAACAGCCAACCCCGACCCUGAGUAGGUUGGCUUUUUCUGGCAUGCUCCUUGCCAGCACACCACAAAAGCAGUUCCAAACCGAAUGGGGGAAGGAGGCCUUGGCUCCCUGGGGUCUGAAAGCAGCAAAGGCAACCCGUCCAUCCCCCAAAGCCCUCAUUUCAGGGGUGGAUCACAAAGGCCACCCCUCAUUAACUAGAGUGCGGGCAGAGUGAGGCUUACUGUUCCCUGCUGGUUUUGAAAUGGCUUGAGGCACUGCUGGCAGCUGUCUGCAAUUGCAAGAGAAAUCCUUCCUCUGUGACCCGCACACAGUUGCAGGUGCUAUGUCUCAGUGGUUGCUGGCCCCUUGACCCUUGGUUGGGGGUGCCCAGUGCAUGGACGGUACACACAUAUCAAAAUACUUCAGCCUUCCCGUGCAGCCCAGGACAUAGGCUGUUGCAGUGUUCUAUAGGUUUCUCUUCCCCUAGGAAGUAGACAAAGAAGAAAAAUAGAGCUGAGCAUUUGUAUUACAUUUUCAUGCUAUUCAAAGUGUUUUUCCGUAUGGUACCGCAUUUUCACAUUACAACAGUCCCGUGAGGUAGAGGAGGAAGGGCUAAUCUUCAGUUGACAAGAUGAACAAAUGGAGGAGUGGGGAAUUUAAGAGACUUGCCAAGGCUCACAUAGCGAGGAACAAGAAUGCAAAACUCCUAGUUCCUGGUAUACACUGCCAUUCACGUGAGUGUGUGUGUGUAGGUGUGGAUGUAUUAGUCACUCUGAGGAAGUGACUGUACAAACGCACUCAGCAUGUGCUCUUAACUGUCCCUCCCCAGUAUCUUUAUUUAAUGAGAUAAAUGUGUUCAGGUAAAAAAUAACCAGGGGCUUAGAUGCACAGGCAAGGAGUUCUCAGGGGCACUGUGGCGUGAAGGAAAGAGUCUUGAUCAAACAGCCAAGGGAUUCAGGCGCUGCGCCUCUUGGUUGUGACUCUUCCUCUGUGACCUCAGGCAAGUCUGUUGGCCUCACCGUGUUUCUCGGCCUCCUCAUAUGUCAAACUUGCGUCCCAAGGAUGAAGUUUAAAUGGGAGAAAGUUCAAAGUGCAGUGUGAGCACAAACCGAUAAUGGAUUUCCAUAGUUCAGGUUUUCAGGUGACUGUGGUCGGACCCUAGUGCAGAGCCCAGUUACUGCCCCCAGACACGUCUCGAACACAUCUUGCCCCAGGGGUACCGGGUAGUGGACUGGGACUCUCCGAAGGUGAAACCUCUACCUCCUCUGCUUUCCCUAUGGGGCGAGGCACUCAGUGGCUGAGAGCCUGGCGCGCUGUGCCGUGGCCCGAGGCCACCUGGAGAUUUGCUAAAGGUACUCCUCUACAAGGUGUCUGGGUGGGGGGCGCUAGUCAGGACCUAGUAAUUAAGAAGAGAGAAGUAUUCUUGUGGCUGUUGAUAAUUGUUUUGCUAGCUAAUGCCACUGUGGUCGCCACUCAGAGGUGUGUGGGUGAAUGAGAGAGAAAGCAUGUUCCCAGAAGCCAGUGCAAUAAGGACUUAAGACCAUCUAACACAGCUAUAUUCUAAUUUAUCCAUUAGUCAUCAAGACAUUUCCUUCUAACCUUUUUUUUUUUUUGACAUUAAUCCAUCCAUUCAUUAACCCAACUUCUGUUUUCAU
Messenger RNA from Delphinapterus leucas (beluga whale), 5304 nucleotides. It is a transcript of the gene SEPTIN6, whose product is annotated as septin 6. The record is from RefSeq and is a predicted model, not a curated record. Gene Ontology annotation, molecular function: GTP binding. NCBI's taxonomy places the organism in Eukaryota, Metazoa, Chordata, Mammalia, Artiodactyla, Monodontidae.